This is a messenger RNA of Dermacentor silvarum, 1601 nucleotides long. RefSeq lists its product as uncharacterized. NCBI's taxonomy places the organism in Eukaryota, Metazoa, Arthropoda, Arachnida, Ixodida, Ixodidae. The transcript is spliced from 6 exons. The record is from RefSeq and is a predicted model, not a curated record. Bases 152 to 1597 code for a protein of 481 amino acids.
CCGAUCUCACCACGAGUUGCACUACGCCACCGCAGCCGCGGUGCAUGCCGGUAACUAGAGUUCUCGGCCGCGACUGCAUCGUUGCGGCUGCAUUGGUGCUGCAUCCGAGAGCUGUUUAUUGAGGUCUCAUGCGUUGUAUAGAUUCACCGCAAUGGGUGGAUUCACGUGUUGCGUGCCAGGAUGCUACAAGAACAGCCUGAAGCACAAGGGCACCAGUUUUCAUGUGUUCCCGAAGGAUACGAAGCUCCGACAGAAAUGGGUGCGACAAAUAAACAGAGUCGGACAGCGCGGCAAGUUUUCACAGUUCGUCCCUACUACUGGCCACAAAGUUUGUGGCGACCAUUUUGAAGGAGGCAGAAAAUCAUACAUGGUUCGGCCUGGUGAUGCAACUCACUCGCAACAGCCAGAUUCCCCUGCACCCUCACACGAGGCCAGCUGUGACGAUGGCCUUACUAACAGCACUGGAGAAGAGCCAGUAGAAGUUCAGCAGGACUUAUUUGCGGAACACUCCUAUGCAUAUGAUAAAGGAGACGAACCACUCAGGCAGCAGCUAGAAGACAGUAAAAAAAGCAAUGGUGAAACAAUGAAAUUCUGCAACACGUUACAACAGAAAAACAGGUGCCUAAAAUUGGAGUUAUCGUGCACUUAUAAUCAACUGAAAGAGGCUCGUAACAGAAAGGAAAACGAGUUUAAUUAUGAUGCUCUCGUGAAAGACGAGAAAAGGCUCAAGUACUACACUGGUUUCAAGACGCAAAUGUUGCUGGAAACUUUCUGGUCCUUACUGGAAGAAGAUGUCAACAGUCUUCAAUUUUGGAAAAUGAAGGAAACGACGAAUCAAGACAGGAAGUUCGUGCUCGAUAUGAAGACUCAGUUGAUUUUGGUACUGAUGCGUCUUCGGCUGGGCCUCGACGGUGAAGAUCUUGCCUACAGGUUUGGAGUGUCAACAAGCACGGUGUCACGUAUCUGGAUAACCUGGCUUGACUUCCUGAACAACAAGCUUCGCCAGGUGCCAAUAUGGAUGCCGUCCCAGCUGUGCGACAAAUACCGACCUCAGGUGUUCCUCGCGAAAGGCUACGACACUGUAGAUGGAAUAAUGGACUGCACAGAGAUUUUCAUCGAGACACCGUCGUCAUUUCGGGUCCAAAGUGAGACGUUUUCCAACUACAAAAAACACAACACAGCGAAGGGUCUCAUAGUAUGCAGCCCCAAUGGUUUUGUUGUGUUUGUAUCAGACCUAGCACCUGGACGUCUGUCUGACAAGGCCCUCACCAACUCCUGUAAUGUUUUAGAUAAGUUUUCUCCAGGACGGAGCAUAAUGGCAGACCGUGGCUUCACAAUCCAAGACGAGUGCAAGGCACGAUCGCUGCAUCUGAACAUUCCACCUUUCAUGGAUGGAAGGCCGCAACUCUCCGAGAAAGAUGAGGAAGAAACAAGACGCAUAGCAAGUGUGCGGAUACAUGUUGAGAGGGUCAUUAGGAGGGUGAAGACAUUCAAAAUUUUGUCGCAUGUAUUUCCAAACAGCAUGGCAGAUCAGCUGAACAAGAUAUGGCACAUAUGCGCUCGUUUGACUAACUUUGUAGAUACGCCUUUGCUGUAGAGUU